Molecule: messenger RNA, 5355 nt
Organism: Saccostrea cuccullata (small rock oyster)
Lineage: Eukaryota; Metazoa; Mollusca; Bivalvia; Ostreida; Ostreidae
Product: titin homolog
Exons: 31
Coding region: 265-5355 (1696 amino acids)
Source: RefSeq, a predicted model, not a curated record
AUCUUCACAGGAUGUGACGUCAGAGACGCACAGCAACGAUAAACAACAUGGAAGUCGGAUUAGCAGAAAAAUCUGUGAAACCAUUAAGACAACACGUUUUUCUACCAUAAAAACAUGUAGAAGCGUAAUUAACUAAAUUUCAAAAGGAUUAAUAUUACUUGAGUCCACUGUGUGAAUAAGAAUGUAACUUUUUCUAAGUUAAUUAGCCGACUUAGGUGUUAUUUUAAACCAACGGGCACCUGUUUGUUUGCUGAAAAGAUUUCAAUGAUGGUUGGAGGGGGCAGCGCUCUCAAUCUCUCGCUGCUUAGCCGAGGAGUAGGCGAAAUAACUAAAAAUGGACAUGAAAAAAUUGAUGUUGUAUUUGAACCUCAGGACUACUACAAUUUUGUGAAUGACUCCAGCAGGGUCUACCUUCCACCCAUACAGACAUCUUACCAUUAUGACGAACCAACAUAUUCAUUUUCACGGGCAUCUAAAAAGUCUGUCCAAGAGAUUAGCAUGCCAAAGACAUUCACCACCAGAAAAGGGGCUCUGCUACUGUUUUCUGAGGACAUGGCACACAGAACUAGACAAACACACCACCAUGUCCGCAAAAGUCACAUGAGCAUGGAUGACAGAGAAUCCCAUCUGUCAAAGAGUGCUGAUGAAAUUGAUUUGAGAACUGUUGAUGAUUUGGCUAAAUCUAUUCUUUCCUUUGGUGCUCAGGAUUCAGACAGAGAUGAUGGCAUGUACCUCAAGUUUGUUCAUGGCAGAAGAAAGAGGGACUAUUUUGAUAGACAAAUCCGUCCAGGAUUUUCAGCAAAACGUUAUUUGUCCUCCUGGACCAAAUGCUGGGAUGACACCGUCUUAGAAAAGGUUAUCAGCAAAGGAUAUUUGACGGAGAAGUCUCUAUUUUACUACAACCCACUGAUGCCCCACCUCCAGCGUCGACUGAAUGACGACAUGUCACAUUACCCUACCCCUUAUAAACUGAUGAGGAGUAUGCUCAUGUCUCCUGGAAGCCUGUCUGGAUACACGUUCUACAGGAUCCGACCGGAAUCAGCAGAAACGUGUGUGACCCAGGAUGUUGAUAUUUAUCAUGGAUUGCCACCAAGUCAAGGGGCCUCCAUUAAAGUCAUCAGUACCAAAGAUGGAGUUCAAAGGGAGGUAACCUAUGGCAGUCUGGACAAAAAGGCCCAGGAAGAAGUCCUGACAGACUUACUAGUGAAGAGUGCUGUUCAUUACGCCAUGAAGAAACAACAGGAAUACUUUGAAGACAAUAUGAUCAGAGCCAUAGAAACCAACAAAAUCCGAGAGGUACCUGAGGGGCAUGCUACCCCUGCCUCCAUGCCACAGUUUGACAUGCAGGAUGCUGUUGAGUCACUGUUAGAUACCCAAAGAGCCAAGGGAGCUGUGAUUGAGGCUGACCUUCCCGAGGAUAAGUCAUCUGUAAGGUCAGGGUCACUGAAGCCAAAACAGCCCUACAAGAAGCAUGGCAAAGAAAGAGUUCGAUCAACCUCCUCCUCCCCUGCCUUUGAGGAUAAGGAGUACAUUGGAGGGGUCCCUGUGGUCUCCUUCAGGGAUGGAUCAGGCUCCCCGAGCUCUGUCCCCCAGCUCCCCCACAUACCAGGAGCAGUUCCCCUGACCCCCAUAGGAGAGACCAGCAGGGAACAGACCACAGUAGUACCACUGCCACCAAUAGGAAAAGGCAUACCAUCCCUGAACAUUCAACCUCCAACCCCACAAAAUACAACUCUAGACACUUAUGAUGCCACAAGGAAAUCAAAAGAGAAUCUCAAGUCGGUUAGCGAAGUUGACACAGAGGAGGAAUGGGGGACUCACGUUUCCCAGGCAGCAGAUCAUACAUCUGUUAGGGGGGAUGUGGAUACUGAGUCUAAGAAAGACAAGGGUGAAGUAUCUUCACAUGCCAAGGGUUCAAACGAGAGUGUUGGCACUGGUGUCCAGUCACUGAAGGAAAGUAAACUCAACCGAACACACUGGAAAGGAAGUCAGACUAGUGUCAAAAGCUCCAAGAAAGGAUCUGGCAGUAUAGAUGAUGGUUCUGUGAAGGGAAGUGUUAUCAUGGGACCAGAAGGGGAGAUAAUUAAUGUUGGAGGAACAAUCAAACCACACCUUAGGGAUAUUGACAUGGUUCAUGAUGCCAACAAAGUCUUUGGAAAAGAUCUGAUGAGUGACGAGUCGGAUGUAGAUGACCAGCCAGAUGAAUGGAAAAAACACAGAACACUUCCACCUGGUGCACGCGAUCAGAUGAAAAAUUUUGCUAACAAACGAGCGACACCUUCAAACCUCUCCGUGACGGAGUCCGUUCCUCGUCAGGCUCAUCACGUUGAUUUCAGCAAGAUAGACUACACCAGCGGGGACAUAGACGCUACCCUCUCCAUCAGUUCCUGGAGUUAUGCCCCCCGAGACCAGGACCCCGAAUUAAAUGACCUCCGAAAAACCAGUAGCUUACAGAGUCUUCCCAACCUAGAAGUUCAAUUCUUAAAAGAUUUAACCAUUCUAAGUCGAGCAACUGAGAAAACAGAACCAAUAGACCGACAAAAUACUCAAGAUGUGGACACCACUGAAGAUUCCAACAAUGUUAACGCCAGUUCUGGCGGCCCCAUGACGGACGGCAUCAGCUCCCUCCAGACCCCCUUCACACAGUCUGUGACCCCCGGAGGCAGGAUCACCAGCAUCCUAGACACGCCCAUGGGUCCUCAAGAGGACACGGUUAUUGAGGAGUCAGAACGAGAAUCUCCUGAGCAGAUAUCCGAGAAAGAUGAGGAGGAGAAUGGAAUGGAAGGGACCCUCAAGUCGAGGACAAGUGAGGAGUCAAGGAAGUCCCCCAGCAGGAAGGGCUCUGUUAUGUCCAAGUCCUCCACUGUUGACCCAGAGAUGAAUAAGUCUGUGAGUGGGAGUCUGCCAAAGUCCCGGGCUCCCAGUGUGGAUCUGUACACCAGAACGAUCAUUAAUAGCAGAAAUCGCAGGAGGUACAGUUUGGAUCUUGGAGGUAAAAGUCGGGGUAUGUUGAUUGAGGCUGAUAAGAGUCUUAAUAGAGCAGCCAGUGUGGAUCUGUCCAAGGAUUUACAGUUGUCUUUGGAGGAUUUAAAGAAUAAGGUGGCUCUGAAGAGUAAGGAGGAUGAGCAGAGUGAGGAAGGGGGUAAAUCUAGGGCUCCCAGUGUCAGCGAGGAGAGAAGGGGGUCUGUGAAGUCACGUCUCACCUCCAGGGAGUCCAUCCUCAGAAGUAUGUCCAAACAGUCACUCAAUCAGGAGGAAAUCUUGUUUGAGGGUCCAUCGGAAAGUGAAAUUUUGGAGGUGGCUUCCGAGAAGAAGUCGACCAUAACAGGUGAUGAAGAGUCUGUGUUAGCGGUGGAGGGCCAGGGAAUUCCUCCCGGUCCUUCAUCUCCCUCUGUUGAACAACCCAUUUCCAAACCCGAAUCUCCCAAACAAUCAGAAGACACUGCAACCCUCCGUUCAGAUUCUGCAAGAUCCAAAGUUUCAGAAAAGGAGAUUGUGGAUGCCUUGGCAAAUCAUGCCCAGCAGAUUGCUUCGAGCGUGCUCAGUCGCAGUACAUCUGGAAAAGACCUUGAGGAUGAUGUUAGGCGGGCGGCUAAGCUCUGGAUGGACACCCACCCCCCACGAGAUAUUUCUAGAAGUCACUCGGUUCAGGACAAGUCCAUUGUACAAGAGAUAAUGGCAGGACAGGAGAAGAGAAAGAGUGCAGGACCCACAGCAGGAGAAUACAAGGAACUGAUCAAGGCCAACCUCAAGACAGCCAUGUCCAGUGCUAGUGGUGAAAAUGUUCCGGCCGAUACAGAGGUCAGUCCAGAACUGAUAGACACACUGGCCAAGGAGGAUGUGGCUGCCGAGGACUUAGAGAUCGUACAGGACGACGACGGAAAAAGUCUCAUCCGCACCAAAAGUCAGGUCUCCAUGGCAAUGGGCGGAGUCAAGGAAGGUCAUAUCUAUGUACCAGUGGCUAAAAACGGGCAGAAGGCUCCUUCUACUAGCAUUCCUGUGGAUCGGCAAUCUAACGCUGAUAUAGGGGAACUGGCUGUCAUUCACUAUUCUGGGGACAAAGACUUGGUAAAGGCCGAAUCUGAGAAAAGCCCCUCAGAGAAGGGCAGUAAAACCAAGUCCCAGCCCCCCUCAACUCUCGGGGAAUCUAUUGUAGAGGAGGAGCCGUUUCCCGAUGAUACCUCAGAACGAAAGUCCCACGUGUCAUUCAAGGAUGAAGAAGAAAUUGAGGAUGAGUUUCAGAAAGCUGUUAAGGAGGCAGAACAGAAGUCUGACAAGCAGAGCAUGAAGAGUGGGAAGACCGAGUCAGAUGGUAAAAAGAGUAAGGUGUCAACAGAGAAGUCCACAUCUCCAGUCAAGAAGAAGGAGGAAUUUGUUGUGGGCAAGGUAGAUACAAAGGAUGAUAUUAAGGCCCUGUACGGUCAGCCUGAAGCCCCGCCCAAGGAGCCAUCAAUGGGGAGAGUUGAAUACAAAGAUGAAUUAAAACAUCUGUAUAAUAAUCAGGCUAGAAAGCCUGAAAAACCCAAGGGUGGCAAGACCAAAAAAAAGGUUCCUUCCCCAACAAAAAAGCCUGCAGUCAGCAAGGAGGCUAAACCGAAGGCCAAAGGUAAAGCCAAGGCCAAAAAGAAGGAGGAAUCGCCCGAACCAAAACCAGCCGAGCCAGAACCAGUGCAACCAGAACCUGAACCUAAACCACCCACACCGAAACCUCCCACACCACCCCCACCAAAGGAGGAGCCACCCUCAGAUCCGGAGACUGACAGAGAGUCUGUGUCAGACUUGAAGAGUGAGGAAAGCUUUGAGUUCCACAUUGUCAGGGAUUCCCCCUCACCCAGUCCACCCCCUCCCAAGGCCCCCUCAAUCCCGUCUGUGGAGGAGGAGCCAGAAACAGAGGAAGAGGAACCCAUAGAGGAUGAGGAUAAAUUGGUGAAGAAGCAAAUUGUCAAGAAGACAAAGGACGAAGCGGCCAGAUUGCGCAUGAUUUCCAACAGAGAGGCCAGGGCCGCCAAGCGGGCUGCUCAGGCGGAAAAACGACGACAGGAAGUAGAAAAACGCAGACGUGAAAGGGAGGAUCAGCUGAGGAGAGAAAAGGAAGAAUUCGAGAGACAACAGCAGCUUAAAGCCGAGCUAGAGGAGGAACGCAAGAGACAGGAGGAGCAACGAAGACUUAAACGUGAGCAGGCAGAUGCCGAGAGAGAUGAUGAAGAGAGAAAAGAAGAAGAGAGAUUAAGGAGGCAGAAACUUGAGGAGGAGAAGGAAAGAAGAAGAAAGGAAGAAUACCAGAGGAAACUAGAGGAAAUGAAGAGGAGACAGGCAGAGGAGGAAAAGAGGCGUCAUGAGGAGAUGUUGAGGUGA